AUGUCGCCGGAAGAGCUGGAUGCUCUGCUCAAUGCGCCGGCUUUGGAACCACCUCCAGAUGUCACGCCAAUGUUCGACAGCCCUACAAACCGGAAUGAUCAUGCCUGGGGUAUAACCACAGUCUGCAUGCUCGUUGCAACGCUUUGCCUCUGCCUGCGGUGGUACGUUCGGAUAUGGUUGGAUAGGAAAGUUCGGGUCGAAGAUGUUAUGGCGAUCUGUGCCUAUGGUGCUCACUGUGGAACCGCAUAUGCCGCUUAUGCGUUGAUUGACGUGCCAGGCUACUAUGUCCAUACAUGGAAUCUCCGUAACAAAGAGAUGGUUCGACCCCUAUAUUUGAUUCUCAUCUAUGGAUGUUGUUACUCCGUAGUCCUCCCCCUGAUCAAGAAAUCCAUUCUGUUGGACUGGUGUAGAGUGUUUGUUCCCAUUGACAGGGUCAAGAGCCCUUUUUGGUGGGGCUGCAUCGCUAUGGCCUGUUUUCAGUGUCUCUGGGGAGUCUUGUGCAUUAUCCUUUUGAAUACUCAGUGUCUCCCACACCGAGCCAUUUGGGAAUUUUAUCUUCAAAGCAAAUGUUACUCUCUUCCAAACGUGAUGCUCUGCUCAGCCAGCGUACAGGUUAUUUCUGACGUUACCAUGAUCUUGUUACCGCAGAGGAUUAUCUGGAUCCUGCAAACGAGCCGGAAGAAACGGCUUGGGAUUUCGGUCAUCUUUGGAGCCGGUAUUUUAGCCUCAAUUGCGGCGUGUAUUCGUCUAGCCCAUACAGUCGCAUUUGCCAGCCAGCCCGACAGUAUCUACUUGAUCGGGCCUCUUCUGUUCUGGGCUGAUGCCGAGAUGACUUGCGGCUUCUUCAUUUUCAGCGUUCCCUGUCUUUCGAAGCUCAUCAUGGAAUCCGGUAUUUGGCAAAGGGUUUUGAGUGCGCUUGGUUUCAGCAACACGUUCAGUAGUCGCUCCAACCAAAGUUCAGACUGUACACCCCGUGCGCGAAGCUUACGCCACAUUCCCAAGGAUUGGAUGCCGACAAUUGACUCUACCUGGUCGAGGAUUGACGAAGAACAUAUAGGCUUGCACAAUAGGUCAGGAUCACGGACGAAUCUGUACGGAAUCUCUGAGUCGCAUGCCGGAAAAGACGAGGUACGCGUGCAGCGUGCACUAGAUGUCACUGUCUCGAGCGAUGGACAUCCUAAAAACCGAAAUUGA
Messenger RNA from Aspergillus ruber CBS 135680, 1194 nucleotides. RefSeq lists its product as uncharacterized. NCBI's taxonomy places the organism in Eukaryota, Fungi, Ascomycota, Eurotiomycetes, Eurotiales, Aspergillaceae. The transcript is spliced from 5 exons. The record is from RefSeq and is a predicted model, not a curated record. Bases 1 to 1194 code for a protein of 397 amino acids.